GAAGGGAAAAAAAUUGUAUGUGAGUUUGGAACGUUUACUAAAAUUUAUUGUUUGUUGAAAAAACUCUCAAACUAUUAUUAUUAUAAACAUGCAGUAAUAUAAGGCCAUAGUAGUCCAUUUAAUCGAUAGCAACAAUGGCUGGUUUCGUGCGCUCCACCGCCCGUAUUGCAUUGUCCAAUAGAAGUACGUUUUCAAAACUUCUAAACAAACAAAUACCAUGUACGCAGCAAGUAGCCAAGAUUUCGAGCAAAGCUUGGAGAGAAUUGAACGGCGUUCAGCGCCCACCUCCAUACGAUUACCAGAACAGUUCUUACCAACUUCGUCAUUCUUGGUUUGAUAAAACUACAAAACGAUUUGACGAUAAUUCCAAAAUAAUUUUGGUAGAAGGGCCAAUUGCUGCUGGAAAAACCGAAUUCGCCAAGAAGUUGGCGAACGAUUUGGAUAUGUACUACUUGCCACAAGCAUGUAUGGACGAUGUCUAUAUUAACGAAUAUGGCUACGAUUUGCGUGACUUGGAUGUAAAACUACCGCCAGGUGCUCAGAGCUUUGAUGAAAAGAAGUUUGUAAAUGAUCCAACAAAUCGAUUGACAGCUGCAUUUCAACUCAACAUGUAUAGUUUGAAAUUCAGCGAUUACAUUGAUGCUCUUGCUCAUUUAUUCUCAACCGGUCAAGGCGUAGUUCUUGAACGAUCACCAUACUCGGACAUAGUUUUCGUUGAAGCAUUAUACAAAUGCAAUUUGAUAACUAAAACCACAUAUAAAGGUCUGAUCGAAACCAGAAACAACUCGUUGCCCGAAAUUUUAAAACCUCAUUUGGUCAUUUACCUCGAUGUUCCAGUCAACACCACACUUGAAAAAAUCAAGAAGCGUAAUCUGCAUAAUGAGGCAAAUUCGCCACUUUUCAAGGACACCAAAUUUUUGGAGACAAUCGAUGAAGUAUAUAAGCGAAACUUUUUGAAGGAUAUCAGCUCACACUCGGAGCUGUUGGUCUACGAUUGGUCGAACGGUGGUGAUACCGAGUUAGUUGUUGAAGAUAUUGAAAGAAUUGACUUCGACAGCUACGAAAAGGAAUCAUCGAAAAUGAGAGAUUGGCGAUUCUUCCGAGUAGAGGCAGACUGGUGUGAAGCUCGUAUGAAAUAUACGGAAGAUCGUCAUAUUACCUUCAGCUAUGCAAAUUUACCCCUAUUCCACUGUCCGGACCUCUGUAUCCAGCCAGAAGAUAAUAUGGUUCGCAAUAGAAUUUAUGAAGAGGCCAAAGGAAGCAAAUACGCAUACGGUUACGAUGUUGAAUUGGGAGAUAAAGAUAUUCUAUUUAAGACAAAACACUUCAACAGCCCCAAGUCGAAGCACUGGGAUUUCUGAACAUGAAGCUAUUAAUUUUGGUUGCGGUUCAAGAGAAAACAUCUUAUUUUCUAAACCUGUAAAAUGAAAUUUAACAAUAAAAUUGAUUAGAACCAA
This is a messenger RNA of Sitodiplosis mosellana (orange wheat blossom midge), 1457 nucleotides long. RefSeq names its product NADH dehydrogenase [ubiquinone] 1 alpha subcomplex subunit 10, mitochondrial (gene ND-42). Gene Ontology annotation, cellular component: cytoplasm. Bases 135 to 1361 code for a protein of 408 amino acids. Gene Ontology annotation, biological process: mitochondrial electron transport, NADH to ubiquinone. Lineage: Eukaryota; Metazoa; Arthropoda; Insecta; Diptera; Cecidomyiidae. The record is from RefSeq and is a predicted model, not a curated record. The transcript is spliced from 8 exons.